This is a messenger RNA of Ustilaginoidea virens, 7176 nucleotides long. RefSeq lists its product as uncharacterized. The record is from RefSeq and is a predicted model, not a curated record. Bases 1 to 7176 code for a protein of 2391 amino acids. Lineage: Eukaryota; Fungi; Ascomycota; Sordariomycetes; Hypocreales; Clavicipitaceae. The transcript has 3 exons.
AUGGACUAUCAAACAAGGCUCGGUGUUUCGUCAUAUUUUGUUGGCCUGGGCAUUGGGGAUGCUGCCAUUCAUAUCCUUUACUCCACCACAGGUCCUGCGGCGGACAAGACUGUCGAACGGGCCAUUUUGAUGGAUGGAGGUGGAGGAGCUAGCCCCUUCACCAUGCGCCCACACAACAACAUCAACAACACCAUCAAAGAUAUUGAAGAUGCCUUUUUCGACGCCUUCGUCAUCACCCACUGGGACCAUGACCAUUAUGAGGGCAUCCUGUGGUUUCUUUUGUGCGAUCUGAUCGAACAGCAACAGAGAAACCCACCACAGGACUUGUUGACGCGGGCUCGAUACGGCGGACCCCAGGGGAACGACCCAUUGUCCACAUUCUAUGCGCCAUACUGGGCCGGAUGCUACCAGGGAGAGAACCACCAGUACCCUGACCUGAAGGCGAGGAUUACGCGCAGGUUCCAGACUCGUCAGAUCCAACCCGUAUUGCCUCCUGUUCUGUACGCCACGGCAACACUGGAUAUCCAAUAUGGCAACCAAUGGUUUUACAACCUGCUGCGGGUGCGAGCCGGCAAAGAGCAGCUGCUUGGCAGAAACCUCUUUGAGCGCGGCGACCGGCCCCAGGGGGCAGUACCACGAGCUGGUUGUGCCACUCUAACAGAUUUGAUGAACUUGUAUCCGGCCCCGCUGUACGGGAAUGAUUUCCCAGCUGUUCCUCAAGGCUCAGAGCAGCCUGGCAUGUUUGUGGUUGCGUGUAACAUGGAGGUCGUGGGUGGGGAAAUUUACAACAACGUCCCCGCAGAUGGGCAUCUCACUGCGACAAACAUGUCGAGCAUCUGCUGCCUGCUGGUCUGGAGACCAAGCAACUACGUCUCCAUGUACACCGCCGGAGAUGUUCACUGGCAACUCGAACAGCGGAUAGCCUCGUGGAUGCAAUACGAGCGAAACCAGCCGCUCGGGGACAAAGCCGUGACGGUCAUGAAGCUCAGCCAUCUCCACCUUACAUGCUGGAUCAGCUAUAUGCAGAGCUGGCAAAAGAACGUAAGAGACGAUCACCAAGGUGCCAACAUAAGUUCAGCGCGCGAGAUCUUUGACCGAAUCCGGGAGCAGUAUCAGGAUGUUUGCGACACGUUGGAAUCAGUAGGCUUCAGCAGUGAAGAUGUGCCAUUACCGUACUUUGUUGAGCUGAUCAGUGGAGACUUGCAAAAUCAUGGAAAUACAGAGGAGCACUACUGGCGGAAUGAGGGGGUACGAAUUAGGAGGCACAUUUUCAACAGCUUGAGAGCUGAGAUUCUUCCUGUCCUGGCCUUUGAGUUUCACGAACUGUAUCUUUGGACACAGAGUCUAAAAGACUACGUUACUUUCACCAUUGUGGGCGCUGAGAGGAAUGCAGAUUAUAACAGAGUUCAAUUUCGAUACAGUGGACAAUCAGUCUGUACCAUGGAAAAGAAGGCUUGGGAAAGGCAGGUUAUUGAUUUCUAUCAUCCUGAAUUUGUCGCCGAUUCUGUCCCUGGCCAGAGUCAUUCUCGCAAUGAUUCUACAUUCUCGUGGGACUCAAUGGCAGAAGACAUUGCUCUCUUGAAUCUGCGCAGCCGAGACGAGGAAGGAAUCAUGAAACCCCAAAGCUCGAAGCCCCAUUACCUUGUUGCCGAAGGCGUGAAAGGAGGAGGGUCCUUGGAUCCCAACGACACCACUGCUGUGCCUAGAUCCAAUCCCCUGCACACAUUUAUUCGCCAGUUGCCGCGGCAUCGAAUCGCGCUGGUGUCUCGACCAGGCUCCGAUCCCCCUUCGUCUUCCCUUGCGGGCCCUAUCAAGGUUGCUCUCGACGAAACGGACGAGUGGCAAUUGUGGAUGCGCACCGUCAUGUUCGCGCGCCCCGAGCCCAGGACCAGAUCUGAAAAGCCUCUGAUCUUUUUUAGGGCUUCGGAAUGGCCCCUCUCAGCCACUACGCCGAUCAACUUUUCCAUGACGACCAAUAUUGACAUUGGCGACGGGCUACUCGUGACGCUGACUUGCGACACUAGUACAGCAUCAAAGGCACUGGGGGUCGAGCAGAGUAUCAUCAAUGCUAUGGUUGCCGGUGUUGGCAUCAUGCCGAUGGGCAUCGACGUAACGCUCACUCCAGCUUCUUCCUGGACCCUUGGUCGGGUUGCCGAGUUGAUGAGGUUUUCGCAUAGCAAGACCAUCACUUUCCUUCAAAAUCUUCCCCUUGAGCCGGUCAAUGCUUCCUCAUCCGGCCAAAAUGCCGUCUGGCACGCAGCAGGCGCAAUGCAUCAGACCAUGAUUGACCUCGAGUUCAAGAUACCGAAAGAGGCUCACGACAAAUUUUCCGAAUGGAUCAACGCCACUGGGCUGGAGCUCACAAUUGUCAGCGUCACAGUAAGAGCUCGUCGCAGCGGAUACUAUCGAUGGGCCCGUCCGCAAAAGAAGCCACAGAGCGAAGCAAACAAAGACCCCGACGGCGACCGCAUCGAAAAUCAGAGCACGAUGCUUACAAAGGGGUCCAUUUCAUUUACCGUAGCAGUAACGCUCUCAGGAUACGCAUUUACGAUGAGGAUCGACAUUGCCAAUGACUAUGUCCAGUUUUCCUUGCAACGUGAUGUGGCCGAUCCCGGCGAGAGCGAGCUGGGAAAAUUACUUCGAUGGGCGGCCAGAGCUUUGAGAAACACGAACGACCAGGCAUCCAGCCUGGGCCUCAAUGCAAAGGGCGACUACGAAGGCAGCUCAUGGGCUUCCUGCGAGCACUGGAUUGAAGCCGCUGCGGAUUUUCUCGGCGCGGUCCGGCCGCGUCUCAUCCAGUUUACCAUUGCGUACGAUUCAAACGGCAAGAUGCAGGGCCUCUCGGAUGCAUCCAUCAUUCUUCAGGUCGACCUGAAGACGGGGGUCCCGGAUGACAAGAACACCGUCGUCUUCUUCUUGACCUUUGGUUGGAACACCCAUGGCGCCUCGAUGGGCGGAAGGCUUUGGUGCGCUCCUGACCCCGACUCUAUGUGGGACAAUUUCGAAACUGCGUUGCCGGGAUAUGAGAAACGUUGGCACCUGGAGCCCGUGAAUCCCGAAAAAGCCAUGGAUCAUGUGGACUUGAAGAAGCUGCUGGGGAUCACGGACCUUCCUGCCGGCGUGCCCACCGAGGUCACCGAGGCCGAGAUACGGCUUGACGGCAAGACCAUGACGUUCAAAGGAGCGCUUUCCUGCUCCUACACCGGCAAGGAGCCUGCGCAGGUCCCCAUGCUCAAACUCGACAGGCUUGAGCUCUACGCCGAAAGGACGUGGGCGGACAAGAAAACCGGUACGCCGGCGACGUGGCAGGUCAGCCUUGGCAUAAACAUGCUGCUUUACCCGCUGGCCAAGGACGCAGCUGCGCUCGACGACGGCAAAAAGCCAGCUUCUGGCGGGGAUGAUGCCCCGUGCCAGCUCACGGGCGAAAUCAGCUACAGCAGCGGCACUGGAAAAGAUGAUUCGACAUGGACUCUGACUGCGGAGAUGGUGGGCCUUAAAGUGAGCCACCUCGCGCAGUUCUGGCCCGAGGGUACCGUGCGCGACUCGGCCAUGGGCAUGCUCUCACACAUCACAGUCAACUCUGCCAGGCUGACGUAUCACUUUGACGCCGGGGACGGGGCCGGGGGGAAAGACUUUGCCUUCGAUGGCGCGGUGACCCUCGGCGGGCUGCGCUUGCGACUUGAUUUUCACUGCAACUCGGCGGCUGGGUGGGAGUUUGGGGCCUACCUCAACCGCGAUACCGAGGAUUCCGCCAGCGUGGGUGACGGCGCUGCCACGGUAGGGUCUAUUCUUGGAGAGAUUGCCGGCAAGGACAGCCUGCCCCUUAUUCCUGGAGAGGUGCUCUCUAUCCCUGUUACGCGGCCGGGGAGCGACGAGGAGACUCUGUCGUUUAGAUGCGUCUUUGUCAAAGAUGCGGUCGAAUCGUUAGACGAUAAGAAGCCAGGCGGAUCCAUUGUGUUUACGGCUUCCAUACACAUCAAUGCCAUUAGCUUGACAAUGAUUCAAUGGCGCGACGUCUCCUGGGACAGGAAUGUACCGUCGAAGCGCGUUAUCAAGGUAUCUCUGAGUGAGCUUGGAACGAUCAAGGCGCCUCUGGUCGGAGAACUCAAGCAGCCAUUCGAGCAGCUCGCUUACAUGUGGGUGUCAGACAAUGCGUCGGCCAAAGUUCAACCCAAACCGAAGACGGGAGAUGCGGGCGCCGAACUGUCAACACACUUUUCCAACCUGGCUGAAAAGAGCAAACUCGUUGCCGGGAUCAGAAAGAGAGAGGUUCUUCUUCUGAACAAGGUCCUCAAGAAUCCAUCCGACACGCUCUUCUUCAAGUCCAAUGCCGCCGAUCCAGAUAAGAUCAAGCCCCAGGAUUUCGUCGUCGAAGCCGGCUCGCACUUUAUGGUUAUUGCAAAGAAUGACAAGGAAGAAGUCGUCGCCGUGCUAGACUACGUGUUUGCUCGACCCAGACCUCCCUCUCCGCCCAAACAACUCGAAUACGGAGCCUUUGCGGACGCAGAGACGCCUUCGAAAGAGCCGGCCAAAGCACCGCUCAAGAAGAGCGCGGGACCGCUCUCCAUUGAAAAUAUAGGCCUGACGUUUGAUCUGGACAACAACAGGCUGGGCAUUGUUCUGGACGCGACCUUCUUGCUCGGCCCGAUAGGCUUAGCCCUGCUUGGCUUCGGGGUCAGCGCCAAGAUAGAGGCACCUAAGAAGACGUCCAGACUCGGACAUGGUGUAAGCACGGCGGACGAGGUCACGAGCAGCGGCUUCGGAUCGGUGCCGCUCUCUAGUCCACAAGUUACGCUGGCUGGCCUGAUGGUGUCGUUUGACAGACCCCCGGUGACAGUGGCCGGGGGCUUUGUUCGUACCAAGAUGGAUGACGCUACUUACUACGCCGGCGGGCUGAUUGUUGGCUUUGUCCCAUGGCGGAUUCAGGCCAUGGGCGUCUAUGGCGAGGUUCCCAAGAAGCUCGGGAAGCAGCAGGUUGGACAAGCUCGAAAACACGGGCGGUCUUUGACGUUUGGCGUGACCGAGCUGUCUAGUGACUGUGAGGGCGAAGACGCUGUUGAAGAGCUGAACAGUGAGAAGCCGGUAGAGACGUUUACCAUGUUCUUUGUCAUACUGAAGAUCGAGGGCCCCCUGUUUAGCGUCGGAUUCGCAGACAUUUCUGGACUGACGGCCGGUGUCGGCGUCAACACGUCUAUGCGUCUGCCAACCGCGGAAACUGUACUCGACUUCCCCUUUACCAAACCUUCUGGCACGCCGGCUCCGUCAGAAGGACCAUUGGCUACGCUCAAAUCCCUCAUACGACCCCCCGAAGGGGUUGAGCCUUGGUUCUCCCCCCGCGAAGGCUCGUUCUGGAUCGCGGCAGGCCUCAAAGCGACGGCCUUUUCGCUCAUGGCCGUCGACGCUGUGCUUGUCGUCACCAUGAACCCCUCGAUCCAGCUCGGCAUCUUCGGCGUCGCCACCAUUGACGUGCCUAGUCUCGUGGCGCCAGUCAAGUUUGCGCAUGCUGAGCUUGGAAUUGCAUGCGUGUUCGACCCAGCUGCCGGAGCCUUCCGGUUCGAUGCCCAACUGUCCCCGAGAAGCUAUGUGCUGCACGAGAGCUGCCACCUCACGGGCGGCAUGGCGUUUUACGCCUGGGCCAAGACGGGAGACUUUGUCUUGACACUGGGGGGUUACCACCAGGCCUUUGUCCCGCCGGCUGCUUAUCCCAACCCGCCGAGACUGGGCAUUGACUGGUCGCUGAGCGAUCACUUGCGCAUCUCGGGCGAGGCCUACUUUGCGGUGACGCCGCGCAUGUGCAUGGGAGGAGGCAAGCUGAACGCCGCCCUCAGCCUGGGCCCGCUGACGGCGUGGUUUGACGCUUUCCUCGACUUUCUGAUCAACUUUCGCCCGUUCAAGUUUGCGGCCGACGGGGGGAUAUCCGUGGGUGUCCGCUUCAGCCUCGACCUGUGGCUGGUGACCAUCCGCAUCAGCGCGGAGAUUGGCGCCACCUUGAGCGUCCUGGGGCCGCCGAUGGCCGGAAGGGUUCAUGUGGACUUUUGGGUGUUUGGGUUCGACAUUGACUUUGGCGACCGUGAUCGCGCCCUGAGAGAAGGCGCUGUGGGCAUGUUGACGCUGGACGCCUUCAAGGAGCUGGCGCUCAACGACACGGGAGCCGCCAAGACGGGGGUGCCGAUGAUGGGGGACUGGGUGGAUGUCAAGCGCCACGGUCAUGGCGACGACGGCCAAGUCGGCUCCGACGAGGACGACGGCAAGAAGAACAAAACCAGCGAGAGAUUCCUGUUCAACUGCUUGGCUGGCCUCCUUCCCGACGCCGCUCCGGACGGAAAAGGCCAGGGGAGCAACGCGUGGAUGGCCACCAUGUUUGACGACGGGUCGGCGGUCCCAGAGUCAGCCUGGGCCGUCAAGGCCGGCGAGCUGGAGUUUGGCAUCACGCUCGCCUUUGCCGCCAGCGCUGCCACGAUCUACGACCAGCGCCCGACCGCCCGCACAAAGGAGCUCAAGGUCGACAUCCCGGCCGAGCAGCAGAAGAUCUUUGCUCUGCCCAUGAAGCUCACCGAGAAGAUUGAGUCCACCGUCAAGGUCAGAAUUUGCCGGAGCGCCAAGUGCACCGCCUUCCGGCCGCUGAACGACCAGCAGCGCCGAGAUGACAGGUGGCUGGUCAAGCCCGUCAUCAAAAACGUGCCCAAGAAUCUCUGGGGAGAAUACGACCCCAGGACAGAUCCGGCGCUGCAGGGCAACGCCGUGGCCUCGUUGCUGAACGCGCCCAAGGCCGCGGGCUGCGUCGCUCUCGUCAUGGGCCUCACAUUCCAGCCGCCGCUGCCGUUCAUCUCCCGGGACCGGGUGCCCAAGUUCAACAUUGUCAGGGACAUGCUUCUGCGGGUCAAGAACGAAGGGUACGCGUGGAAAGACUUGGACGGAAAGGCGGACAAGGCGUGGAGUCCGAUGGCAAGAGGGGAGGAGGCCGAGCAGGAGUGGGAGCGGGUGCGCAAGGUCUGGGACACGCAGGAGACGGAGGCGAGGGCCAGCAGCGUAGUGAGGCUAUGGAGCCAGAGGAUGGGCUGGAAGAGCGGCGGGGAUGCGGGCAGCCAGCUUGCGGGAUGUAGACCCAGGGGUCUGUUGGCGAGGUUUGACGAUGUCGUUCCAGCGGCGCCAAUGCUUGCGGUAGGCGCGGCAUAG